Messenger RNA from Loxodonta africana (African savanna elephant), 5238 nucleotides. RefSeq names its product DNA dC->dU-editing enzyme APOBEC-3B-like. Gene Ontology annotation, biological process: negative regulation of single stranded viral RNA replication via double stranded DNA intermediate; cytidine to uridine editing; defense response to virus. The record is from RefSeq and is a predicted model, not a curated record. Gene Ontology annotation, molecular function: RNA binding; zinc ion binding; cytidine deaminase activity. Gene Ontology annotation, cellular component: cytoplasm; nucleus; P-body. The coding region runs from base 105 to 1343 and encodes 412 amino acids. The transcript has 9 exons. NCBI's taxonomy places the organism in Eukaryota, Metazoa, Chordata, Mammalia, Proboscidea, Elephantidae.
GAUGACCUGGAAGGACACUCACAGAUAAAGGGCUUUCCAGAGGCCAGAGGCAGCCCUGUGAGUGGGAACUAGAGUCGGAGUGCCCAGCGCCGAGGGACAGGCCCAUGUCCAGCUCACCGCAGACUCCAGGAACCAGAAAGCCAAUGAAGACUUUAUGUCCAGAUACAUUCACUUUCGAGUUUGAAAACCUACCAGAAGCCUAUGGCCGGAAUUCCACCUACCUGUGCUUCGAAGUGAAAACAAAUACUCUGCCCUCACCUGACUUCCCUGACUCUGGGAUUUUUCAAAACCAGGACCAGCCUCCAGGCCACCAUGCAGAACUGGUCUUCCUCGCUUGGUUCUUCAAGCGACUCCGCCUUGGAGAGUGCUACCAAGUCACCUGGUACGUAUCCUGGAGCCCCUGCUCCCGCUGCGCGGACCAAGUGGCCAACUUCCUGAAGUCACACGGCACCGUGAGGCUUCGCAUCCUUGCCUCCCGCCUCUACUUCUCCAAGAAACUAGAGAACAGAGAAGGGCUCCACAGGCUGUCGCAGGCAAGGGCGGAGGUCAAAAUCAUGUCUCUUAAAGACUUUGAAUAUUGUUGGGAAAACUUUGUGAACCAUGAGGAAAAGCCAUUCCAGCCUUGGAUGAACCUGGAUAAAAAUUCUGAGGGCUGGAACGCUGAGCUUAAGAACAUUCACAGGUCAUCAGAAUCAAGGAGUCAAAGUGGCCAGUUCGGAAGCACUCUUCUGCCUCAAGAAUAUGGACGAGGAGAAAGAAACCCAAGGGACCUGUUAACAGAAGGCAUAUUCUACCAGCAAUUUAACAACAAGCACAAGCUCAAAAAGCCCUACUAUAAGAGGAAGACCUACUUGUGCUACGAGCUGAAUGGCCCCCAACUCGUCAAAGGCUGCUUUCACUACGAGGAAGGUCACCAUGCGGAAAGUCAGUUUAUUGAAGAGAUAGGUUCCAUGGGCCUGGACCAAGGCAGGCUCUACUUCAUCACCUGCUACUUCACGUGGAGCCCCUGUCACAGCUGUGCUCGGAAACUGGUCAGUUUUGUAAAGGGCAACUCCCACCUGUGCCUGAAAAUUUACACCUCCCGCCUCUACUACCACUGGAUCUGGAAGUAUAUCCAGGGGCUGCAGCAUCUGCAGAAUUCCGAUGUCCCUGUGACUGUCAUGACCGACAGAGAGUUUGAGUACUGCUGGACAAACUUUGUGGACAACAAAGGGAUGCCCUUUGAACCCUGGGAGAAGCUGGAUUCAUACAGUAAGAACAUAGAAGAACGGCUCAAGAGAAUCCUGGAGAAACGCUCGACUCCGGAUGAUUUAAACGAAGACUUUAGGAAUUUGUAUCUUUGAUCCCUAGCACUGUCAUCCUCAAGAUAUGUGAGCCUUCCCUGGAGCAUCUCAGGGCUCCAUACACUGAUGACUCUUAGAAGCAAGUAGCAAGUGUUACAGACUGACCUGUCCACCGAUGCGUACCUUGUCCUAAGUCCAGAGAUUUUCUUUUGACCUUCACUCAUUUCUGGUUUUUUUUUAUAAAUGGCUGCAUAGUUUUAUAAUUGUCAAAAAUAAAGAUAAAUUUUAAGUCUAUAAAACCUGGGCUACCUUCUAAGAGGCAAUUAGAUUGUCCCUCAUGAAAGUAAGUAUAAGAGUCUUAUUCUACAACACUGAGAAAAACGUUCUUAUCUGAGAAGUCCCUGUCUAGUUUAGAAUAAACCAAAACCAAACCCACUGCCAUAAAGUCAAUUCUGACUCAUAGUGACCCCACAGGACAGAGUGGAACUGCCCCCAUAGGGUUUCCGAGGCUGUAAAUCUUUACGGAAGCAGACUGCCACAUCUUUCUCCCACAGAACGGCCGGUGGGUUCAAACCACUGACUUUUUGGUUAGCAGCCCAGCAUUUUAACCACUGCACCACCAAGGCUUCUCUAGUUUAGAAUCGUUGGAUUAUUUUGUGAUCUAAGUAUCGUUUGCCUCUUCUGACAGUCUGUGUCUAAAUAAAUAAGGCAGACCUCUAUUGAGUAGAGGUGCCCCAGUAGAAUUGACUUAAAAAAAAGAGAGAAAAACUUUUAUUUAGCGUUCUUAGUUGAAGCAACUAGCACCAACUCUCGCUAAUUAAAACAGAAGAAAAAAAAAAAAAGAUGUUGCAUGGCUCACUGAAGCUCUAGGAAAGGUAGAUGGUUGGGAGGCUUCAAAGCCAGGAAGAAUCCCCAAACCAUGCUGCAAAGCUGGUCUGGUGAAGACAGCACUUCUCCACCCACACCAGCACCCCUGCCUUCCCUGUCUUCCCACCAGAAUGGAGAAACAGGAAAAGGGGGGGAGGGGGACGAGUUACAAUAAAUAAUGAACAAAUAAUCAGAUGGAAAGUAUAAAUUCAGGUGCAUGACGCUAAAUGUGAACAUAAUUAACCCUUCCAUGCAGCUUAUAAGAAACUUUUUAACAACAAAGACCCCAAAAAAAUAAGUGAAUCAAUUUUAUAUGACAGUCUAAGGGCUCUGAAUAUCAAAGACAAAGUUGAGGAGGCAGACUGAGUGACGGGGAGGGAGAGGCAGUUCAGAAGCAGAAAGGAUUUGCCAGAUGUGACCUGGCUGACACCCUGCAGGCUGGAUUGGCCGGAACUCGAGGGCUGAGGCAAUCAGGAGCACUUGGUACAAGCUUUUCACACCAGGAGAAACCAAGUAGUGGAGAACAUGCACAAGGGUUCAGAACCAGGGGUAAGCAACACCGAAUCUACAAAAGCUAAGUGCAAGCAUGUAACCUGCCUUGCAGGAUCAAAAAAAAAAAAAACACUUCCCCCUCCGGGAAGUGCCUCUCUGCCAUUCACCUACCCCCUCCCCACUGUGGUCCCCCCUCCCCCCAGUCUGGCUUCAGAUAUUAUCACUGUCAUGGCCCCUGGGCCAGAAUUGGGAACCAUCACGUUCCCCGAGCCAUUCUCCCAGGUUUGUAGAGGGAACAAAUUAACAUACAACUAACAAACAGGAAAAAAUAAUCUCCCAGCUCCCCUAAACCGGUACCUCAGGGUUGACACAGCCCCUUUACCUUUCACCACUGCCUAGACCGGUGUGGGCCCAUUUCAACAGUGUAGGCCCUCAUUAACAUCGUACAGCAGGGUACAUACCUGAAGCCUAUUUUCAACUGGAACAGCUAAAGGGGGUGGCAGAUUUUUGACAUUUGACACCACCCUACCCAUUAACCAGGAUCCUUACCUACCCACAUCAGGUGCCUGAGAACUGGUGGCUCCACCCACUCCACCUAGCCACCUGAGACAGAGGUCCAAGAAUAAGUGGUGCCCCCCAGACCUUACAGUCAACAGCACUGGGUGCCCAAUGUCUGGCUGCAAAACCCACCCACCUAUGUGCUCUAGGGAACAAAGAUAUGCCUCCCACCCAGGCACUCAGGGACAGCUGUCACCCCCUACCUUGCUCAGCACAUAACCCCCUACUGCAGCCAGAUACCUGCACUGCCUGCUCCAAGCACCCUUAUGUAGCUCUGCCUGUCUAGUACUGUAGGUGAGAACCUGCACCACACACUUGUGACUGACAACCUGGACACCUGAACUGAAUCCAAACAAGAAAAUUAAAAGGACUCUGGACUCACAUACCUAGUAGCAGCUCUAACCACCUGGUCACAGAACAUGAGAGCUUCAAAUAUGCCAAUAAUCAAAGUAGCUCACAUGACCAGCCUAUUCAGACAUAUCAAAACAAAACAAGAAGCUAGGACACAGUAACCAAAUGUAAAUAUAAUAACUUAUUGAUGGCUCAGAGACAACAGUCAAUAUCAAAUUACAUAAAGAGGCAAACCAUGAUGGCUUCAGCAAGCCACCAAAGCAAUGAACCAGGAAACUUCCCAGAGGAUCGGGAAGGAGAUCAGGCAAAAUGGAGACCAAGCCAAGGAACACACAUACAAAGCAACAGAGGAACUUAAGAAGGUUAUACAAGAGUAUAAUGACAAAUUUAACAGGCUGCAGGAAUCCAUAGAGAGAUAGCAAAUAGAAACCCAAAAGAUUAACAAUAAAAUUUCAGAAUUAGACAACUCAAUAGAAAGUCAUAGGAGCAGAAUUGAGGCAAUGGAAGUCAGAAUUAGUGAGAUUGAAGAUAAAGCACUUGACACCACUUUAUUCGAGGAAAAAUCAUAUAAAGGAAUUUUUCUUUUUUUUAAUGAAGAAACCCAAGGAUUAUGUGAGACUCUAUCAAGAGGAAUAACCUAUGAGUAAUUGGAGCACCAGAACGGAAAAUACAGACAGGAUUGUUGAAGAUUUGUUGGCAGAAAGAAUCCCUGAUAUCAUAAAAGACAAGAGGAUAUCUAUCCAAGAAGCUCAUCGAACCCCACACAGGGUAGAUCCCAAAAGAAAAUCAUCAAAACAUAUUACAAUCAAACUUGCCAAAAACAAAGAUAAAGAGAGAAGUUUAAAAAAAGCUAGGAAUAAACGAAAAAUCAUUUACAAAGGAGAGUCAAUAAGACUAAACUCUGACUACUCAGCAGAAACUAUGCAGGCAAGAAGGCAAUGGGAUGACACAUAUAAAGCCUUAAAGGAAAAAAUUGCCAGUCAAGAAUUACAUAUCCAGCAAAACCGUCUCUCAAAUAUGAUGGUGAAAUUAGGGCAUUUCCAGAGAAUUGGAAGUUAAGGGAAUUUGUAAAAACCAAAAUUACAAGAAAUACUAAAGGGAGUCCUCUGGUUAGAGAAUUGUUAACAUCAGAUAACAACUCAAGACUAGAACACUGGACAGAACAACCAGAUAUUAACCCAGAUAGGGAAGUCACAAAAAUAAAUCAAAGCUAAAACAAUGAAAAUAGGGAAACAGAGACAGCAAUGUGUAAAAGAUGACAGUAUUAAAACAAAAAAAAAGAGGGACUAAAUAAUGUAGCCAUAGAACUUUCGCAUGGAAGGAAGUCAAGGCAAUAUCAAAAUAUAAAAGAUUGGUUUAAACUUAGAAAAAUAGAGGUAAAUUUUAAGGUAACCCCAAAGGAAACUAACAAUCCUACACAUCAAAAUAAAAAGCAAGAAAAACAUAAGACUCAGCAAAUACAAAAUCAACAACAAUGAAGAAGAUGAAAAGAAAAUACAUAAAGAAAAACAACGUGGCACCGAAAAGUAAGUGGAACAAAGAAACUGUCAACAACACAAAAAAAAAAUACAUCAAAAUGACAGCACUAAAUUCAUAUCUAUCAAUAAUUACACUGAAUGUAAAAGGGCUAAGUCCACCAAUAAAGGCACAGACAGUGACAGAAUGGAUUAAAAAAAAAAACCCACAA